AUGGGGAAGAAUGCCACGAAGGCUUCCAAAACUACUCGCCGCAUAACAAAGAAGACGUCCCCCGAGAAGGCACUGGCAAAGGAAAAGAAGCAGAAGAAGGAGAAAAAGGGUGGCAAGGGCACGACGCGGAAGAGCAGCUAUGCCAAGAAUCCUUACCAGUAUUUCGUCAUGUCCCAGCGGAAAGAGGUCAUGUCACGUGCUGGCCUCGAGGAGACCCCCAUGAACUUUGAGAAGAUCGCCAAAGCACUUUCUGCAGCAUGGCAUGCCCUGAGCAAGCCAAAUCGCGAGCCUUUCGAAGCCUGUGCUGCCCUUGACCGGUCCAGGCGCGACAUUGAUCAGAUGAAGGGCGCCAGGCUUAGGAGCAGCCCGGACGAGUUGGGCUACCUGGUGAAAACUGCUGUGGAGGCUUUAGCGCAUACUCCCCUGGACAGCUGCUCAGCAGCUGGGAAAGCUUCUGAGGAUGUGGUGAAAUCUCUGGAAGCCCUAGACAAUAGGAUUGACAAUGCUGGCCGGGCAGCGGCCGCCGGCCUUCGCAACGGGCCAAAGUGUGCCGAGGUUCUCCUGGCGGCCGGGGCUGUGGGCUCCGUGCUAGGAGGCCGGCUUACUGCCCUCAUCCGGAAGUGGUCUGCUGCGCCCGCCGCGAAGCGAAGUCGAGCACCAAAGGAGGCACCCAAAUCUCCUGCAGAGAAGCCGCCGCCAGCAGCCCAGGCUUCGCCCACCGGCGAGGGUGGCAAGGAGGGGGAUGUGGACAAAUUGCGCAGUCUGGUGGUUGGGAUGCUGAUGCGCACUGCCGGCCAAAAGUUGGGCCAAGCUUCUUUCGAUCUUUGCCAGAGGAUCGAGGGCUCGCUGUUCCGGCAGUUUGGCGACAAUGCCAGGGAGUACCGGCAGCGUGCACGCAGCUUGAACGUGAACAUUGGCCGUCCAGACAGCCGCUUGCUACAGAAGGUCGUGGAUGGGUCUCUCUCUCCCGCGCAGUUAGCCGGGCUCUCUGGUGAGGAGCUGGCCCCUGAGGCUCUGCGCAUCCAGCGCGAGAUGGAGCGCCAGAAGUACUUUCGCGAGGAGGUCCAUCUCACCGCUGCCCCGAAGAACAAGAGGGAACUAAUGGGAGGGCAGCCCGAUGGCUCUGAAAGGCCGAAGCUUCGGCGCAAGAGCAGCGCCCCACCGGAAGAAGGGGAUGCCAACAACCCGGCUCCCAUGGAAGACAAGUCAUCUUCUAGCACUAGCUCUAGCUCCUCGUCAUCCUCCGACUCAGACAGCGAGAGCAGUGUUUGGGAGGAAAUUCCAUCCGAAGGCGACGUGCCAAUGCCAAUCGCGGAUGCAGCAGCAGACUGCCCUGAAAUGGAAGGUGGCCAGGUCCCGACCACAGAAGCCGACAGCGCAGAACGUGGGCAAACCGCAUCUGCGCCGGCUCUGGCUCCACGCAGCCCUCCACGAGAGAGCCCACAGCAACUAGCGGCCCCAAGCAGCGCACCCGCCCGGAAAGAAAAACCUGAUGCCCUCAACUUCUUCCUUUCCAUGGGCUAUGACGCAAACGAAGCAAUGUGGAGACUUGGACGCUACUAUUGCCAUGCUGGACUCGGAGCAAGCUGA
Symbiodinium pilosum is the source of this 1590-nucleotide messenger RNA. NCBI's taxonomy places the organism in Eukaryota, Dinophyceae, Suessiales, Symbiodiniaceae. The record is from the annotation of a GenBank genome assembly.